AUGAAGUGCAUUCAGUCUUCACGCCGUGAGCUGAUGCUGCGUGGGCUGGAUGACCAGGAGCUCCCGAAGGGCCAGGCCUGUGCCCAGAAGCAGCUGCGCUUCAUGGACAAGCUGCUGGAUGCAGUCCAGAGCCUGACCAUUGGAUGCUCCAGCAUGAAGGAGCUCUCCAGGGACACCAGGGAGAAGAAUGAGGUGCUGCUGAGGACGGUCUUCUCCAGUCCGCACCUGCAGACACUCCUGACCCCUGAGUGUGGCUCAUGGCCCCUGGACGUGCAGCCCAUCCUCAACAAGCAGAGUGAUGACUGGCAGAGGGCCAGCCCCUCUCCCGACUCGGAGGAGGCGAAGGUGGCGGAGCUGGUCAGGCAGCUACAAGAGAGUGCUGCCAAACUGCAGGCUCUCAGAGUGGAGCAUUUUGUGCAGCCCAAGCAAGGAGCUGCCAGGAGUGCUGCUGACACCACCACCCUGGAGCAGAAGCUGCGCCUGGUCAUCUCUGACUUCUACCAGCUUGUCGUGGCUUUCCUCCAAGUCUACGAUGAUGAGAUGCGUGAGUGUUGCCAGCACCCAGGCCCCUAUCUCCACCCGUGUGGCCCCAUCGUCCAGGCUGUGUACCAGACCCUGACUUCGUGUAGCCAACUGUUGAAAGCAGUUACAGAGGUCAGUGGCGCGUCGAUGAGGUCAACUGCGGAGAUGGCGAAGCGGCAGCACGGCGAGCAGAUCUGGUGGGACAGUAGCAGUGCCUUGAUGAGUUUAGUCACCAAAAUGGAGGAACUAACCCAGAAAUACAAGAUCCGCAAUGACAGUCUGCCCAAAGGCACGGAGUAGUCGGGGAGUACGAA
Manis pentadactyla (Chinese pangolin) is the source of this 836-nucleotide messenger RNA. RefSeq names its product HAUS augmin-like complex subunit 7. Gene Ontology annotation, biological process: centrosome cycle; spindle assembly. The record is from RefSeq and is a predicted model, not a curated record. Gene Ontology annotation, molecular function: microtubule minus-end binding. Bases 1 to 822 code for a protein of 273 amino acids. The transcript has a single exon. Lineage: Eukaryota; Metazoa; Chordata; Mammalia; Pholidota; Manidae. Gene Ontology annotation, cellular component: HAUS complex.